AUGACGAAAUUAUAUAUUCUAUAUGAGCAUGCAUCUGGUUAUGCAUUAUUUCAAAUUCGUGAAUUUGAAGAAAUUGGUAUGAAUAUACCACAAGUAGAAGCAACUGUCAUAGAUCUAUCAAAAUUUGCUACUGUUGUUAAACUUAUUGCAUUUUAUCCAUUUCAAUCCGGUAUUAAUGCACUUGAUAAUAUCAAUGCUAUAUCUGAAGGUGUAGUUCAUGAUGAUCUUCGAACAUUUCUCGAUACAAAUUUACCAAAAGAAAAAAAACGUGCAAAAAUGAUUCUUGGUGUAGCUGAUACACGUAUAGGAUCAACAAUUAAUGAACUUUUUUCAAUUACAUGUCAACAUACAGGUGUUGUACCUGAACUUUUACGAGGUCUUCGUCUUCAUUUUCCAAAUUUAAUCAAAGGUUUAACAGAUCAAAAUCAAAGUAAAGCACAACUUGGUUUAGGUCAUGCAUAUUCUCGUGCAAAAGUUAAAUUUAAUGUUAAUCGUGUUGAUAAUAUGAUUAUUCAAUCAAUUGCAUUACUUGAUCAACUUGAUAAAGAUAUCAAUACAUUUUCUAUGCGUAUUCGAGAAUGGUAUGGCUAUCAUUUUCCUGAAUUAAUUCGAAUUGUGUCCGAUAAUUAUACAUAUGCACGUGUUGUAUAUUUAAUGAAAAACCGAAAAGAUUUUACAAUCGAUCGUGAAGAUGAAUUAGAAGCAAUUAUAAUGGAUAGUGGAAAAACUGCAGCAGUUUUCGAAGCAAUGAAAACAACAAUUGGAAUGGAUAUUUCACCUAUUGAUCUUAUUAAUAUUGAAUCAUUUGCUACUCGUGUUAUUCAUUUAUUUGAAUAUAGAAAAAGUUUACAAGAAUAUUUAAAAAGUAAAAUGGGACAAGUAGCUCCAAAUUUAGCUAUGUUAAUUGGUGAACAGGUUGGUGCGCGUCUCAUUGCUCAUGCUGGCAGUUUAACUAAUCUUGCAAAAUAUCCAGCAUCUACAAUACAAAUUUUAGGUGCUGAAAAAGCUCUCUUUCGAGCAUUAAAAACUAAAGGUAAUACACCGAAAUAUGGUCUUAUCUAUCAUUCAUCUCAUAUUGGUAAAGCAAAUACACAAAAUAAAGGUCGUAUAUCACGUUAUCUUGCAAAUAAAUGUGCAAUUGCAUCACGAAUUGAUUGUUUUUCUGAAAUUCCAACAACUAUUUUUGGUGAUCAUUUAAAACAACAAGUUUCAGAUCGUCUGAAAUUUUAUGAUAGUGGUGAAUUACCAGCUAAAAAUGUUGAUGUUAUGAAAAUAGCUUUGGACGAAGCAAAUAUUGAACGUGAACAAAUUUUACUAAAAGAAAAAAAACUUAAGAAAAAAGAGAAAAAACGUCGUAAAGCAGAAGCUGCUGCACUUGCUGAAGAAAUGGAAUAA
Molecule: messenger RNA, 1395 nt
Organism: Adineta steineri
Lineage: Eukaryota; Metazoa; Rotifera; Eurotatoria; Adinetida; Adinetidae
Source: the annotation of a GenBank genome assembly